This is a messenger RNA of Eriocheir sinensis (Chinese mitten crab), 812 nucleotides long. RefSeq lists its product as uncharacterized. The record is from RefSeq and is a predicted model, not a curated record. The coding region runs from base 141 to 812 and encodes 223 amino acids. The transcript has 3 exons. NCBI's taxonomy places the organism in Eukaryota, Metazoa, Arthropoda, Malacostraca, Decapoda, Varunidae.
GUGUCACACUAGCACUUUUUCCGUCAACUUUUUCCGUCGUUUUUCUGAAAAUCGUCGAUAUCUUGGCUGCGGCCUGUCACACACAAACGGUGUUUCGUCUGAAACUUUCCGUCGGCACAGACCAAGGAGUGUAAACAAACAUGGAGUCCACGCUGCGGCAAAGAUACGCUGCUCUGAACCUAAUACUGUGUAUUGUGAGACUUAGACGAGCUAAACAAGCCAAAAAGCGUGCAUGGAUGCGCUCAUGGUUGGUUCGUCGGGAAAGAGAAAGUGUGUACCACAGGCUGUUAAAAGAGCUGAGUUUAGAGGAUCAUGAGACUCUGAAGAAUUGGAUCAGGUUGGACAAGAGCCAGUACCACAGACUUCUGGAGUUAGUGACACCUCUUAUUGCCAGAAGUGACACCAGGAUGAGGAAGGCUGUCACUGCAGGAGAGCGUUUGACACUGACACUUCAUUACUUGGCCACAGGGGAAUCUCAAGCUUCACUCGCCUGCCAGUUUCGCAUCAGCCACAACCUUAUCUCUUCAAUUAUACCUGAAGUAUGUAGAGCCAUCUACCAAGUUCUGCAGCCACAGUACCUUCACCUUCCAAGAAACCAAAGUGAGUGGCAGCAUGUUGCCAGCCAGUACUAUGCAAGGUGGAAUUUUCCCAUGUGCAUUGGGGCUCUGGAUGGCAAGAGAGUACUUAUUUCUAAGCCACCACGUUCUGGGUCUGAAUAUUAUGAUUAUAAGGGCCAUUUUAGUCUCAUCAUGAUGGCACUGGUGGAUGCCAGCUACAAAUUCAUGUAUGUUGAUUACUCCACAAUUACCUAA